Molecule: messenger RNA, 1033 nt
Organism: Enhydra lutris kenyoni (northern sea otter)
Lineage: Eukaryota; Metazoa; Chordata; Mammalia; Carnivora; Mustelidae
Gene: CIMIP6
Product: chromosome unknown C2orf73 homolog
Exons: 5
Coding region: 1-873 (290 amino acids)
Source: RefSeq, a predicted model, not a curated record
AUGGAGGGAAAGGAGUAUAAGCGGCAAGAGCAUAAAAUAGAAGAUGGUGGUAUAGUGUAUGUAACUGGAAAAAAAGAAGAAAUCAAACAUGACAAACAACCUGGAAAAAGUACACAACAUUCAAAACCAUUUGUCGGGAGAGGACGUAUAUAUUAUGCAAAAUUCAUUCAUACAAAUGCAAGAACAUUGAAUGAACCAGUUCCCUACAUAGAUCCCAGAAAAGGGCCAGAAAAGCAGGGUGACUGGUGGUCACAUGGUAAAAGACUGGAGCAUCCCUUCCAACCACCUUAUGACACUAAGAGCACCCAGAGGAGUGACUUUCAAAAACCAGCAUGUCCAUUGGUUUUGCCAGUCAAACACAGCAAGUUGCAAAAGCCUUCUUGUGGAAUAGUUCCACUUGCCUCUCCUGAUGCAUCAGCAGAACUUCAAAAGAAUUUUAUAGAACACAUCUCUUUUUUACAUCAAUAUGAUGCUAGGAAAACUCCCAAUGAGCCCAUCCGGGGAAAGCGACAUGGAGCUUUUGUGCAGACAGAGAUAAAACCAGGGAGUAGGCCAAUAAUUCCUACGGGAACAGAGGUAUUACGGAAUGCUCUAGGGUCAUGCUCAUCAGAACAGUCCAAAAAAACAGAGAAAGGAAACUCAGCGGAAAGCAAAAUGAUCUCACCAGGUCUCUGCCGACAAAAUUCCCCAGAGCUGUUAGAGACUGAAAAUCACUUAUCAGAAAUAGACGUCAGAGAGGCAGCCAAGGCAUGCCCCAGAAGUCCUGAGAGAAGGGAGAAGGUUGCAGACAUCUUCCAAGCAACUGCAGUAAACGCUCUUCUCCCCAGGCAUGAUUUCAAUCCACCAAUAAAAAGUCAGGAUAAGUCAGGAUAAAUUACCUUCUUCAGAUAAAAAUCUAAUUCUUGGGAUGGAGAGGAAUUGCGGAAUCAUAGAAACCCUCACAGUUGCUUUUUCUGUUAUCAAUACCUCAAAUUUCAAUUUACAUAAAUGGGAAAAUGAAAAAAGACAAUUAAAAUGCACCAAAAAUUUAAGA